CUUUGUGAACGUGUUUAAAAUCUGUAGUUGUUAAAUUUGUGCAGUGUUUUUCUUGAUUUUACAACUGCUGCAUAUAGCAAAUUUCGGAACAUGACAAGAAUACAUUCGACGUACUUGUUUUGCUUGCUACUUUAUUUAAAAGUAUCAACAAUAAAAUGUGAUGAUCCCACAACGAUGGCACCAACAGAGCCGAUACCUUCAACUGUUCCAUCACAAUCUACAGCAACACCCAUAUCUACAACGACACCAACUUCUAUAACACAAACAACAACGACAUCGAUAUCUUCAACGACACCAACUUCAAUUACAUCACAAACUCCAACAACACAAACAUCUGCAUCGGCAUCUACAACGACACAAGUUUCUUCAACGACAACGACAUCGACUUCUACAACAUCUACAACGUCACAAGCCCCCACAACGACAACAACUGCUACCACACCAACAACAACGACAACAAUUCCAACGACAGAAUCGACAGUUAUUAAUCUAGUGCGCUCAUUUACUUGGACAGAUUGCCAAGGCGCUAACCCGGAAAUUUUUAAUGUAACUCCAGGGUAUUUUAUAUCGGCGACGGUGUCAGAUGUCAGCAUUUCAAAUGGCAAUUAUCUCCUAAUAGAAGGAGGAAAUUCCCGCAUUGAUGGUGCAACUGAUGGGCGAGUCUUUGCUAAUACAGUCAAAGGACCUAUUUCGUAUUUGUUUAAGACACAUAUGGUUUAUGCAUAUUGCGAGAAUACAAGGCAAGAUGAUGAAAAUCCUGAUGAUCCUCCGUGGGCGAACUUUACUAUCAAAUUUCAAAGAGUAGGUGAAGGAACAUCUACAGUCCCCACAACUGUUAGUACAACCACUCUGACUGUCCCAACGACGCAAAAGGAUGAUUCAAUUUUUAUAACAGUAAAUAUGACAGGAAGAAAUUAUUUAGAAUAUAAUAACGCUUCAGUUAAGCAAGCUUUUCAAGAAUGUGUGGCUAGCAUAAGUUUCGAGUAUUGCAGAAUUAAUAACAUUGAGUUAUCUCCCAACAUAACAUCCGAAUACGUCAUGAUAUCCAAGAUAACACAAUGUCCUUACAACUGGCCAGAAAGCACAACCUGUACCCAAAUAACAUUUAAAGUACCCAUUUUCUAUGACAGUUCAAACUGGGAUGGCUAUCAGUUAAAUACAGAGCAUUUAGAAAAAAUAUGGUAUCAGAAAGAUCAACUGGACAUUCACGGCUGUUUCGUAAACAAUUCUUUUGAAGAUUAUGAUGAGCCAGAAUUUGAACUCGCCAUCACAUGGUGGGCUAUUGGUAUUAGUUUAGUGAUUGUAGCGUUCGUGGCUCUUUUGUGGUUUAUGAGAUUAUUUUCUUCGCGUGUCAAAACUGCACUUAAAAAACGACAAAAUCAACGAAGAAAUAGCGACACCGUAUCUAUUAUGUCAAGGAAGACGAAUAGUGUGUCCUCUCUCACCCCACACUAUUUACAAGAUCAUCAGGAUAUCAGUACACCAAAAAUUUUUGAUAUUUAAAGUUUUUCGUUUUGAGGUUAUUCAUUAUGAUAUUAUAUUAUUAAAUAUUUUGCUAUACCUACAUCUGUACUAAUUUAUUUAUUACAUAUUUUUAAAAAAUAAAAUUUGUUUUAUCCACACUUAAAAA
Messenger RNA from Zophobas morio, 1630 nucleotides. RefSeq lists its product as uncharacterized. Bases 91 to 1503 code for a protein of 470 amino acids. The transcript is spliced from 5 exons. NCBI's taxonomy places the organism in Eukaryota, Metazoa, Arthropoda, Insecta, Coleoptera, Tenebrionidae. The record is from RefSeq and is a predicted model, not a curated record.